Messenger RNA from Peronospora matthiolae, 1608 nucleotides. Lineage: Eukaryota; Oomycota; Peronosporomycetes; Peronosporales; Peronosporaceae. The record is from the annotation of a GenBank genome assembly.
AUGUCGGAACUGUCCUUCAACGCCGCCAAUGUCCGUGUCCUCGGCCACGUCUCGGACCCCUUUCGCCGCGUACUGACGCCCGAUGCCUUGCGUUUCCUUGCGUUCCUCCACACACACUUUGAGCCUCGACGUCAAGCUCUGCUGGCUGCUCGUGUCCAGCGACAGAAGGAGCUGGACGCUGGUGCGCUCCCCGAUUUUCUACCAGAGACCGUGUACAUCCGCGAGAGCGACUGGAAAGUGGCUCGGAUUCCUGCGGACUUGGUCGACCGCCGGGUCGAGAUUACAGGUCCCGUGGACCGCAAGAUGGUGAUAAAUGCACUGAACUCGGGCUCUAAGUGCUACAUGGCAGACUUUGAGGACUCGACAGCUCCGACGUGGUUGAACCAGGUGGACGGCCAAGUGAACCUUGUGGAUGCUGUACGGAAAACGAUUUCGUACACGCACCCACAGACGGGCAAGCAGUACGUGUUGAAUGACAAGGUGGCGACGCUGCUUGUGCGUCCUCGAGGGUGGCAUCUGGACGAGGCUCAUGUGCUGGUGAACAAUCAGGUUCUGUCGGGCUCGCUCUUUGACUUUGGUUUGUACUUUUUUCACAAUGCCCACGAGCUUGUAGCACGUGGAUCGGGGCCGUACUUUUACCUGCCAAAACUUGAGCAUCACUUGGAAGCAAAGCUAUGGAACGAUGUCUUUGUAGCAGCGCAAGGUUACUUGAGCAUCCCGCAGGGAUCGAUCCGUGCGACCGUGCUCGUGGAAACUAUCCUGGCUGUGUUCCAGAUGGACGAGAUUUUGUACGAACUACGUCAUCACUCUUCUGGCCUCAAUUGUGGCCGUUGGGACUUUAUCUUUUCGUACAUAAAGAAGUUUCGGAAUCACCCGCAGUUUGUCGUGCCCGACCGCUCGUCGGUCGGCAUGACUACGCCCUUUAUGGCUGCUUACGUCAAGCUACUCGUUCGCACGUGUCAUCGUCGUGGCGCCCACGCAAUGGGCGGUAUGGCAGCCCAGAUUCCUGUGAAGAAUGAUCCGGAGCUGAAUAGUAAGUUUAUGGCAGCUGUCAUGGAAGACAAGUCUCGUGAAGUGGCUGCGGGUCACGAUGGCACUUGGGUCGCGCACCCCGGCCUUGUCAAGAUUGCAAUGGAAGCGUUCAGCAAGAUGUCGGGUCCCAACCAGAUUUCGUGGAUUUCUGACGCUGGCAAGGAAAUUACUGCAGCUCAGCUUAUUGAGCCUCCAACUGGUGCUAUCACCUACAGCGGUCUGGUGGAGAACAUAGACGUAUCGCUAGUGUACACCGAGGCGUGGCUGCGCGGCAGCGGUUGCAUACCACUUCACAAUAAGAUGGAGGACGCCGCCACAGCUGAGAUCUCACGUGCUCAGGUGUGGCAGUGGAUCCGUCACAGCCGCAAGACAGUUGAAGGCAAGACCAUUUCGAAGGCGUUGGUUCUGGAGAUCUUAAAAAAGUGCGUAAACAAGCGUUCCCAAAAUGCCGCUGCGGGCGACAAGUGGACACUAGGUGGAGAGAUUGUGGGCAACAUUUUGACCGGAGACGACAUGGUUGAUUUUCUCACGCUGCCAUGUUACCCGCACAUUGUGCAGCUUGGCUCGAGUAUUUGA